CCUCACCAUCUGGAGGCGGCGAGUGACGGUGAGCGGCGUGAUUGGGCGAAUGCAUCCGCUGCUUUGUUCCCCGCCUCCGACGUCGGACCUUCCAACGACACGAGUUCGACAUGGCACUUGCUACACAUACUCUACGGGUAGAAUCGUGUUCAAUGCAACGACUCCGCCCUCGUUAAUAUGCGAUACGAAUCAAAUGAUGGCGUGGCUGGACCCUCAUACCUGCUUCCAUGACAUGUAUUACGUACCUAGGUAGCUGAAUUGGCCAUGUAGCAACACCGUUUACUGCCUUUGCGGGAAAUGCUCCUCCUGAUGCUGCCCGGCGGUUAGCCCACUCCAACCACUCAUCUACCGGACCCAUCUGCCCACCUAUACAACUCAAUAUCUACAUGCUGAUGCACUACAACGGCCAUGAACCCUCCGCCGCACAUCCCUGAACCUGCACGCAGCCAUGGCCGGGCCCCAAGCGGUGAUGAGCGACGCCGAAUCGCCAUCCCUCGCCGCUCCACCAAGGGCCCUCUGGAUAUAGAUGAUCCGCUGUCGGAGGAGCCCUCGUCGUCCUUACCACCGCUCUCUACACUGCACCAGCAACAUCAUGCACGCGUCUUAUCGCCCACACGCGCAGAGUCGCCGGCCUCGUCGCAACACCAGCGCCAUGGAAGCGUCAAGAGUCCCGUGGUCGUUGACAUGGAAAUGCCCGCCAAGGACUUUUCCUUCAUCCAAGAUCCCCAAGCCUACCAUGUCCUCCCGGCCUCCAACAUCCCACCUCCGUUCCUGAACGCUCCCACCAACCCGUCUCUCUCGUCCCCCGUCGACACGCUGCUGCUUUCAGGCCACUUCCGCCUUGCCGCCAUCGCCGCAUCCCGGAACAUCUUGCAAGCCGCCUCCCCUACCGACUAUGAGACCCUGCUGCACCUCUUGCACAUCCGCCUCGCAUGCCUGUGUUUAAUAUCAGAACAUGCUUUGGCCGCUCAGGAAUCCAAAGUUCUGGGUGACCUGACGAGCACCUUCUACCGCCAUCCCCUCACAAACACCCAUCUGGCUCCCUGGGACCUACGCCUCCUCGUAGUCCGUCUCGCGGCCCUGGGUUUUGGAGAAUGGCGAAAGGGCAUCAUGGGCUACUAUGAACUGGCUCGCGAGUGCCGCGAAAACAUCAUCAAAGCCGAUUCAGACGAGGACAAGGCACUAUGGCGCACAAGGCUCCGCGACUGCGGGAUCCGCGUGGCCAACGUCCUAGUCGAGAUGGGAGACCUGGAAAGCGCAGGGCGCCAUCUCAGCACCCUCCCGCAGCACUCCUCGAGCGAACACGACAACGACAUCCGCGUCAUGGAGAUCCUGGUCCGGCUACGCUUGGGCGAUCUGGCAGCGGCGAAACGCCUCCUCUCCCUCUCGCAACCUUCCGAUCCUCCAUCACCGCCAUCAGAUAGCAACUCAGACGACAAUGACGACCUCAUCACCGGUACGCUGAAAGCACUAACCCAUCUCGCCUCCUCCGCCUACACAGAAGCAGCAUCCCUCUUCCGCACCCUGCACACGCGCUUCCCAUCCGACGCCAUGGUCGCCCAGAAUCUCGCCGUCUGCCUCUUAUACACGGGCGACAUCGCCGCAGCGAAGAAACUCCUCACUGAUGUCGUGGACGCUGGGUCUCCCUUCCACUCCAGCGUCUUCAAUCUGUGCACCGUGUAUGAGCUCUGCACAGAGCGGAAUCGCGAGAGAAAAGUGCAGCUUGCGGAGAAGUUGGCGGCCAGGGAUGGCAAGGCCGAGAAGGGCGCUGUCGGGUGGGAGGUUCUGAGCGCGGAUUUCAAACUUUGAUCAUGGCCGUUGUCUCGAGUCUGAGUGUGAUGGGUUGAUGGAAAUGGUAUCG
Periconia digitata is the source of this 1861-nucleotide messenger RNA. Lineage: Eukaryota; Fungi; Ascomycota; Dothideomycetes; Pleosporales; Periconiaceae. The record is from the annotation of a GenBank genome assembly.